AUGACGAACCUCAUGCAGAAACUGCGACGGAAGCGAAAGCUAUCUUCGGAAUUGCACUCACGAUGGGGCGACGUAUCUAUCACCUAUCCCAACGGAGGCUCUUGGAAUCAGUGGGAUCAGGCGAGUGCAGGCGUUCGCACGUCUGAUGGAGAGCACGAACAUCGACAGAACUCCGCUGAGUCCAGUCGGUGCGCAAGUUCGCCUCGUAUAGGGGCUUCUAUCCAGGGGACCAGCAGAGACGCGCGAGCGCAGUCUGUCGAUUCGGCCAUGACGAUUCCUACAGGGCACUACGAUGCACGGGUGGGAAGCCAAGGAGCAGCCGCUCCACCGCCGCUUAAUGUAUUGAGCGGACGACAUCAGCCCUCAUCCGGUCGACCCAAUCCGUACGAUGAUGCUGAGCUCUACUCGCGAGCAUCCAAAUCGCCUCCAUUGUCGGUCACGUCGCGUAUGCGCGGAUGUAGUGCUCAGGGCUGUGUGGCGGAUUCUCCGGUGUCGAUGCCAGGGACGGUCGGUUCGAGACAUAACAGCUAUACUUCCUCCGUACCCUCGAAUCCCUCAGAGGACCACCGAAUUCCGGGCAUUAUUCCUUCAUCCUCUACGCUGGCAGAGCGGAGAGCUAGUCGACGUUCUAAGCAGGAGCCUCUACGAGCACAAGAGAUGGUUCCCUCGUACGAUGAACUCUAUGGGUAG
Messenger RNA from Aspergillus homomorphus CBS 101889, 690 nucleotides. RefSeq lists its product as uncharacterized. The transcript has 2 exons. The coding region runs from base 1 to 690 and encodes 229 amino acids. Lineage: Eukaryota; Fungi; Ascomycota; Eurotiomycetes; Eurotiales; Aspergillaceae. The record is from RefSeq and is a predicted model, not a curated record.